AUGGGAUACGAAAUCCGGUGUGCUCAGUCGGGGGAAAGAGCCAAAGCCAAUACGUCUGAUUUAAACGAAGAGUUUGGGACAGAAGAAGUACGUCAACGUCGAGACCAAAUAAAGGUUCUGGACGAGUAUAGCGUCGUGUCCGAACCUUUGCCUACGUUUCCAAAAGACCUCGACGUCUUCCUUGAGACGCUGGCACUGUGCCACACUGUUCGAGUAACUGUCGACGCCAGCAGAGUCGAGGACGGCCUCGUUCACCAGAGCUCAGAGGGUGCCGCAAAACCGUUAGCGAAGUUCCAGUAUCAAGCAGCAAGUCCGGACGAGAAGGCGCUGGUGGAGGCGUGUGCUUCGUUUGGUGUCAUAUUCGAAAAACAACAGGGUAACCAGCUAACACUCGAUGUUCGAGGUGAGAAGAGAACCUUCACAAGACUCCAAGUGUUAGAAUUUGACUCAGACAGGAAGCGCAUGUCAGUCGCGGUGAAGGAGAACUCGACGGGUCGCAUCUGGCUUCCUGACGAAGGGCGCCGAGAGCAGCGUCUUCCUGAAGUGCGACCUCCAGAACGACCAUCAGCGUGAGAUCCACGCACUGACGAACAAACACAUUGACGA
Macrobrachium nipponense is the source of this 606-nucleotide messenger RNA. Its product is annotated as phospholipid-transporting ATPase IF-like. Gene Ontology annotation, cellular component: plasma membrane; endoplasmic reticulum. The record is from RefSeq and is a predicted model, not a curated record. Gene Ontology annotation, biological process: phospholipid translocation. NCBI's taxonomy places the organism in Eukaryota, Metazoa, Arthropoda, Malacostraca, Decapoda, Palaemonidae. The transcript is spliced from 5 exons. Bases 1 to 573 code for a protein of 190 amino acids. Gene Ontology annotation, molecular function: nucleotide binding; ATPase-coupled intramembrane lipid carrier activity.